AUGAAUAAUAUGCAAAAUCAACAAGGUACUAUGAUUCCAAUCAAGAUUUGUACAGUUGGUGAUAAGAAAGUUGGAAAGACAUCCAUGAUUCAAUCCUACACUCAAACUCCUAGAGAAUUGAAUUUGGAUCCUCAUUACAAGAGACCAUAUAGACCAACAGUGUAUGAUUUCAGCUUUUCUACUGUCAAGUUACCAGUUUCCAUUCCACAAAGUUAUACCAAAUCGAAAUAUUCAUCUGCCUCUUCUAAUAAUUCUCAAAGUUUGAAAGAAAUUGUUUUCAAUUUGAACUUUUCUGAUUGUUCCUCUCUGAAUUGUUAUACACCAAUGAGAUUGUUGAGCUAUGACCAAUGUGAUAUCUUCUUUGUUUGUUUUAGAUUAGAUAAGGCACAAUCAUUUUACAAUGCAAUUGAUCAAUGGUGUCCAGAAACAAGAUUUGAUCAACUCAUCAAUUCUCCAACAAAUAGUAACAAUGAAGAUGAUAUCUUCUUUGGUCAAACAUGCACUAGUCGCUCACUCUCUCCUGAAAUUUUAUGUGGAGAAAUGAUUGAUAUUGUUGAGAGCGAGCAAUUUUCUCUAAAAUCUAAAAGUAGAAAGAGUCUUACCAAUGUCAAUAGUAAACCAAGAUCAAAGACCUACUCAUACAGAAGAAAUUAUUCAAAUCCAUUCAUGAAGAGAAAGAGAAUUCCAGUACAAUUCAAUGAUAAUAAUCAAGAAGACGUAGAAAUACCAGUACUUGGAGACUCAAUGCUUGAUAGUUGUUUGAGCUUUGUUGAAUGUGGAGCUGAAAGAGAAGUAACAUGGGAUAUGAUUGAAUCUGGUAGAAGACAAUUAGAUGAGCUAGGAAUUGAUCAUGUAUACUAUGAAUGUCCAUUCAAUAAUCAAAAGAGUGUUCAGUUUAUCAUUGAAGAAUGUGUAAGAGAAUUUUACAAAUGUAAAUUAUCUCAAAAUUCCUCAGAUGUCACUCAAUCGGCUUCUCUUUUGGAAAAAUUAAAGAGAGUUUCACUGUAA
Messenger RNA from Naegleria gruberi, 1008 nucleotides. RefSeq names its product rho family small GTPase. Lineage: Eukaryota; Heterolobosea; Eutetramitea; Acrasida; Naegleriidae. Gene Ontology annotation, molecular function: GTP binding; GTPase activity. The record is from RefSeq and is a predicted model, not a curated record. The coding region runs from base 1 to 1008 and encodes 335 amino acids. Gene Ontology annotation, biological process: small GTPase-mediated signal transduction. The transcript has 2 exons.